AGUGCCUUUGAGUCCGCAGCAGUCGUGUAGAAACGUUGUCGUUUCGCAGAAUCUUCGACCAUUUUUGUCUAGUUUUUCCGUCUCGUCCGUGGUUUUUCUGUCUCGUCCGUGGUUUUUGCGUGUUUGUGUCGGGUCGUGAUGGGGAAAGCGGACUUUCUGAGCCCUAAGGCGAUCGGUAACCGCAUAAAAGCCAAAGGUUUGCAGAAGUUGAGAUGGUAUUGUCAGAUGUGCCAGAAACAGUGUAGGGACGAGAAUGGUUUUAAGUGUCACUGCAUGUCGGAGUCUCAUCAGCGACAGCUGCUCUUGGCGUCCGAGGAUCCAAAUAAAUUCAUGGAUUAUUUCUCUGAUGAGUUUAAGAGAGACUUCCUGGAGCUGAUCAGGAGACGUUUUGGCACGAAGCGAGUUCACAACAACAUCGUGUACAACGAGUACAUCAGUCACCGUGAACACGUGCACAUGAACUCCACUCAGUGGGAGACGCUCACAGACUUCACCAAGUGGCUCGGCAGAGAAGGUCUGUGUAAAGUGGACGAGACGCCUAAAGGCUGGUACGUCCAGUACAUCGACCGCGACCCGGAGACCAUCCGCCGCCAAGAGGAGGAGGCCAGGAAGAAGAAGCAGGAGCUGGACGAUGAAGAGCGGAGCGCCAGGUUCAUCGAGGAGCAGGUUCGCAAAGGCCGCGACGGAAGAGAGCCGGAGGCGGAAAGCGUUUACACGGAGUUGAAGCGUGAGAGUGAAGAGGAAAAAGUUGCUUUCAGCCUCGGUGCGUCUUCAUCUCUAGCUGGUCCUUCUAAGUCCAGCUCCGCCCUCAGUGCCAGCGCGCUCAGAGUGGCAGCGGCGUCCUCGACUAAGAGGAAAGACUCGUCGUCCAGUUCAGCGUCUCGACAGGAGAAGAAGAGGAAAUCUGCUCUGGAGGAGAUCAUAGAGAUGGAGGAGAGGAAGCAGCAGCAGCAGCAGCAGCAGCAGCAGCAGCUCAGGACCGAUCACUGGCUUCAGCCCAACAUCGUGGUCAAAGUCAUCACCAAGAGACUGGGAGAGAAGUACCACAACAAGAAGGCCGUCGUCACGGAGGUGAGAGACAGAUACGGAGCGGUGGUGAAGAUGAUCCAGUCUGGAGAUAAACUCAAACUGGACCAGAACCACGUGGAGACAGUCAUACCUGCGCCAGGUAAAACGGUUGUGAUCGUGAACGGCGCGUACAGAGACGCUGAGGCUGUGCUGGAGGGAAUCGACGAGAAGAACUUCUCUGCCACGCUCACGCUCACCUCAGGUAAACACAAAGGGAAACGCGUGGACGUCGCUUACGAGGAUUUCUCCAAACUGUCCUGAAACACACACACACAGUGGACGAGAAAGUCGUCUUUCUACUGGAAGGUUGUGGGUUUGAUUCCUGGCUCUGUGACUCUAUGUGCCGACGUGUCCUUGGGCAAGACUUUGAACUUUUGUGUGAAUGAAAGAUGAACGUGUGAGUGAAUACAAAUCAUGUACAUUUCCAGCGAGGAGUCACACAAACAUAAGAGCAGUGAGUUCAAUUAUUUUUUUUAUUUUUGUAUAUUUUAUUUAGAUUGAAUCGAUCAAAUGUAAAUUUUGUCCAAAUAAAGUCGACGACAGCGCCCUCUGCUGGUCAUGUGA
This is a messenger RNA of Solea solea (common sole), 1632 nucleotides long. It is a transcript of the gene kin, whose product is annotated as Kin17 DNA and RNA binding protein. The record is from RefSeq and is a predicted model, not a curated record. Gene Ontology annotation, cellular component: nucleus. The transcript is spliced from 11 exons. Gene Ontology annotation, molecular function: double-stranded DNA binding. NCBI's taxonomy places the organism in Eukaryota, Metazoa, Chordata, Actinopteri, Pleuronectiformes, Soleidae. Gene Ontology annotation, biological process: DNA replication; DNA damage response. The coding region runs from base 139 to 1329 and encodes 396 amino acids.